GUCCACUGGGUUUACUCCGAAGGAAAAAAAAAGUGUAGUGCGCUGAUCUGUCUACACUUUCGCUCUUGAAGGAGCUGGACUGUCACAACUACACAGUGAAAGGAGAAUCUACCAGGUGUAAUAAUGCAGGACUACACAAAGGCAGUGAAGGAGUUUGUGGAAGAACAUCCUACAGGAAUCACCGCUGUCCUGGUGACGGGUGUCGGGAUCUUUGCCCUGCGGAGAUGGCUGGCUGGAGGAGUCUGCCGCAGCAGAGCACGCUUGGACGGUAAAACUGUUCUGAUCACGGGAGCCAACACUGGUAUCGGCAAAGAGACAGCGGUGGACAUGGCCAAGAGAGGUGCAAGGGUCAUCCUGGCUUGCCGAGAUAUGGGCAGAGCCAACAAAGCAGCAGAUGAAGUCAGAAAGAGGAGUGGAAAUGGCAAUGUGGUUGUGAAGAUGCUGGAUCUGGCCUCCUUGCAGUCUGUCCGAGCUCUGGCCAAAGAUGUACAGCAGAAUGAACAGAGACUGGAUAUUCUCAUUAAUAAUGCUGGGGUAAUGAUGUGCCCACAGUGGAAGACAGAUGAUGGCUUUGAGAUGCAGUUUGGUGUGAACCAUCUGGGUCAUUUCUUGCUUACCAACUUACUUCUGGACGUGUUGAAGAAAUCAACACCCAGCCGAGUUGUCAAUGUUUCUAGCCUGGCCCAUGAAAGAGGCAAGAUUCAUUUUGAUGAUAUAAACCUGGAGAAACACUAUGAUCCAUCAAUAAGCUAUCAACAGAGCAAACUGGCCAAUGUUUUGUUUACCCGGGAACUAGCUGUCAGACUGAAAGGCACAGGAGUGACAACUUACGCUCUUCAUCCUGGGGUGAUCCAUACUGAGCUGGGCCGACACUUUUUGCCCUCUUUGCCUCUAUGGAAGAGGCUUUUGUUCUUGCCUUUUUUCUUCUGUGUUAAAUCACCUUUGCAGGGUGCACAGACCACCAUCUACUGUGCAGUGGAUGAGAAUCUGCAGAAUACCAGCGGCCUUUACUACAGUGAUUGUGCCGUGAAAGAGGCAGCUCCUCAGGGUAGGGAUGAUGCUGCAGCCCGCAGACUGUGGGAUCUCAGUGCUUCCAUGGUGGGCCUGGCUUGAGACAAUACCUUGCCCAGUGGAAAUCACCUUUUUGACAAAUGUUUGUCACAUUUUCCUUUGUAUAUUGUACAUUCCAAAUUUGCAGACUAUUGAAUCUGCAUUAUAUAAAGUACAGACAGCAUAACAAUGUGGGAAAGUAGUGUUUCAGUGUCUGUAAUGACUGCGAUGUGUAACUGCAAUAUAAGUGUGAAUUUAAGCAUUUAAAAAUUAGUAUGAAGUUACAUAUUGUAAUGCUAUUAGUCAUAUUGUAUGUAGCUAUACAAAUUAGACAUUUGAUCUAUUUAAUUUUUGGUGCUUGUAAAAUUGGAUACUCCGUAUCAUGAUAUAAUUCUGUUUUUAUAUAAAUGUGGUUAACAUUUUUUCCAAGCCUAUUUUUGAUGAAAAUAAGGCAUUAAAUGAACAGUUAACCAUUAUAAAAUGAAAGCCCGGAUGAGUUUAUGGUAAAGAGCGUUUUAUAAAACCUGUAACACAGCAUGAACUGUGUUUUGGAAUAAAAUUGGAAAUUGAAAAAAU
Messenger RNA from Carassius auratus (goldfish), 1626 nucleotides. Its product is annotated as retinol dehydrogenase 11. The record is from RefSeq and is a predicted model, not a curated record. The transcript is spliced from 7 exons. NCBI's taxonomy places the organism in Eukaryota, Metazoa, Chordata, Actinopteri, Cypriniformes, Cyprinidae. The coding region runs from base 124 to 1113 and encodes 329 amino acids.